AAAGGAUUGGCAGUCGUGGUCAAAACUGAUGGACAGCAGGCAUGGGCCAACCGGCAUCAGUUACAAUGAAUCCACGGGUUUGAUACAAGCAUCUGACGACUGGUGGGCGCAUUACGAAAAGGUUGACAAGAAUGCGAUCAAGUUCAAAACAAAACCGUUGGAGCACAUGGACCUCAUGCGAAGGGUGUACGAAGGCGCUACGGCAACCGGAAAAUAUGCAUGGACACCAGGUGUAGCGUUCGAACCUGUGGCAACCGAUGACGGUACUUCGGCAGCGCUUGAAGAAGACUGCGAGGACAGCAGCGGGUUACCCCCUUUCCAGCCUUCCGCGCAGCAUGAACACACUGUGCACGACACUGUUGCGCAAGAGGAUGGCACGCCGGCAACCGUGCAUGCUGCGUCAUCGGGAAUUAACGCUGACGACACACCAACAAGUGGCAGGAGCAAACGCAAGUCGCCAGGCCCAACACACCCACAGCGGAAAAAAGGGCAGAGUGAGGGAGCUUCUCUGUUGGCGAGUAGUAUGGAAAACCUUGCAUCCUCCGUGAAAUUACAACAACGACAAAUCCGCGUCUCACAUGAGUACGCAGAUUCGGCACAGUCCCUCAUUCAGAAGUGUAUCAGAAGGUUGUAUUCGCUGGAAGGGCUCGAUCCGCAAGACCCGCUAGUUCCUUUUGCUCAAUCGGUACUUGACAACCCGGCAAAUCAAGCCUUAAUGAUGGAGAUUCCUACAGACGCGGCUGUCAUUGCUUGGUUGCGAACCAAGAAGUCCCGUGAGCAAUGCAUCGGUGGCCCAUCAGCAGCAAAUUCCGGAAUGGGUGGUGGCUGGUUAUGAGACAGUCCAGCAAAUAAGUUGUCUCUUUGUUAAUGUUUAUGUGUGGCUUCUUUAUCCUUCCUUCCCUCCCAAAAAAUAUUGCAUUGUUUGUGGAAUUUUUAGGACAUUAUCAGUUGAUAUAAUAUUUGUGUGAUGAUGUUGAUGUUAUACUAUGUGCUUGUUGCUGCCUUUUAAAUUUCGUGCAUUUUUUAGUAAGCAACUGUCCAAUGAAGCAACAGUCCAAUUAAGAUCUUG
Camellia sinensis is the source of this 1069-nucleotide messenger RNA. The record is from RefSeq and is a predicted model, not a curated record. NCBI's taxonomy places the organism in Eukaryota, Viridiplantae, Streptophyta, Magnoliopsida, Ericales, Theaceae.